AGUGUCCGGAGCGGGGGUGGACACCGGGAGUGGACACCGGGGGCGGACACCGGGGGUGGACACCGGGGGCGGACACCGGCGAGCAGAGACCGCCGCCGCAGAGUGUUCACUGUGAAGAGGACAGAGGGAGACGUGAUGAGUGUUGCCAUCAAGCUGGGCCUUUAUGUGAAUGGUUAGAAAUACCUGCUUUACAGCCAGUAAGGUGAAGGUUUAUGAGUUUUUGGUAUUGAGAAGAGUGGGAACAAGUCAAUGGCACCCCUUCCACUUGGCAUUCGCUUCAUAACUUCAUUUACACGUGAUCAGUGCUACAGAACGUUUACACUGAUUCUGACCUUCUUGCUGUACACGGCUUAUCAUCUGUCUCGGAAACCAAUCAGCAUUGUCAAGAGUGCCCUGCACAUGAAUUGUUCGUUAGCCAAUGAAGUUGAACUGUACAGCUAUAAAGAACAUUUGAUUCAGGCUAAACUACUGAGAAAUACCUUCUCCAAUGACACUUGGUGCAGCUGGGAGCCUUUUGAUAAAAGUAACUACAAGCAGCUACUGGGAGCCCUGGAUUACUCAUUCCUGUGUGCGUAUGCUGUUGGAAUGUAUGUCAGUGGUAUAAUAGGAGAACGUUUAUCUAUUCGAUUGUACCUCACUUUUGGGAUGUUGAGCAGUGGUGUAUUCACUGCAUUAUUUGGUCUGGGAUACUUCUACAAUAUCCACAAUUUACAGUACUACAUACUUAUUCAGAUUGCUAACGGUUUUGUGCAGACCACUGGCUGGCCCAGUGUUGUGACCUGUAUCGGAAACUGGUUUGGUAAAGGAAAGAGAGGCCUGAUCAUGGGCAUCUGGAAUUCUCACACCUCUGUGGGGAAUAUCCUAGGAUCCCUGAUAGCUGGCUACUGGGUGUCCAGCUGCUGGGGAAUGUCCUUUGUGGUGCCAGGCAUCAUUGUCGCUUCGAUGGGAGUAGUUUGUUUUCUGUUCCUAAUUGAACAUCCACAGGAUGUUAAAUGCACUCUAUCUCGAGCACGGAAACCAUCCAAAUGUUUAACUGAGUGGGUUGGAUUUAAACAGAAGUACCAGUUUUACGAAAACAGUAGAAGUGACUCACAAGGAGAUCCAGAACAGGAAUGUUUUUUGAAGUACAAUGAUCAUCAGCUUCCAGCCAAGCCCAAUGGCUUUCCAACAAACCAUGUUGUUGUCAUCAGCAGUGAGAAAGGACAAACACCAGCAGCAAUUAGCUUCUUUGCAGCCCUGAGAAUCCCGGGAGUGUUGGAGUUUGCCUUGUGUCUCCUGUUUGCCAAGUUAGUCAGUUAUACAUUCCUUUUCUGGCUGCCAAUGUAUCUUGCUAACAAAGAACACUUUGAAGCCAAGAAAGCUGGAGAUCUUUCGACGCUGUUUGAUGUAGGUGGAAUCAUAGGUGGAAUCCUUGCGGGUGUGAUAUCUGAUUACACAAAAAAGAGAGCAACUACUUGUGGAGUGAUGUUGCUGCUGGCUGCACCAACACUCUACGUAUUUUCUGCGGUUGGCUACAUGAGUCUGAAAGCCAUUGUUGUUAUGCUGAUUGGCUGCGGGGCAUUAGUGAAUGGACCAUAUGCACUCAUCACAACUGCAGUGUCUGCUGAUUUGGGCACACACAAGAGUUUAAUGGGAAAUUCCAAAGCUCUGUCCACUGUGACUGCGAUCAUUGAUGGUACUGGCUCCAUUGGUGCUGCUUUAGGACCUCUGUUAGCAGGGCUCAUCUCUCCCACAGGGUGGAACAAUGUUUUUUAUAUGCUGAUGGUUGCAGAUGCCUUUGCUUUUUUGUUACUGAUACGUCUUGUAAUGAGAGAGCUUCGUUUUAAAGGGCCCAAGGCAGAUCAGACUGAGUUGAAGGAGCAUUGACACUCGUAUCUCAGCGACACAUUUCAAAUCUCAGCCACCGGGUUUCUCGUAUCCGUGUCCCGCAGUGCUAUGGAAGAAGCAUAUUUGCACAACACAGGAGCCAGGAAGUGGAAAUGUGGACCUGUGCCUAGACUGCAGUCUGCAGCAUCUGGGGCUCAUUUUCCAAUCUCCGACUGUCUGUUCUUUCAAUUUAAUGCUUUUGAAGCAAACUAUCUGGACCAUUUCUUGUCUGAGCCUAAUUCAGCGUGCCUUAUUUCAUUUAUUUAUGGAGACAAUGGGUGCCUUUUUUUAAAUAUUUACAAAGUAAUUUGCUUAUUUCUGAUGGAAAUGGUGUUAAUGUGGCUGAUGUUGAGUAAAGAUAUAUUUAUUUUGAGCACUUUGGAUUCUGUGGAAUUUAGUAGACAUGUCAAUUUUAAACCUCUGCUUGUCAGGAGCUUAUAGAAUGCCCACCAAUAACCUGGUAAAGUACACUAUGAGGCUAGCCCAGUGAGUGAAGGAGCUUGUGCUGUAGAAUAACCAUUUUAUGUCCAAGACCUGAAUGCCCUCAGAUACUGAAGCUGAACCUUUUCCCUUAUUCGGGCUAACAGAAUGGGCUGACAUUUUCACUUCAUUUACCCACAGCAAAAACAGAAGUUGCUGGAAAAGCUCAGCAGGUCUGGCAAUAUCUGUGGAGAAAAUCAGAGUUAGCAUUCUGGGUCCAGUGAAGGUUCUGUAGAAGGGUCACUGGACUAGAAAUGUUAAAUCUGCUUUCUCUCCACAGAUGCCGUCAGACCUACUAAGCUUUUUCUGCAACUUGGUCAUGUUUCUGAUUUCUAGCAUCUGCAGUUCUUUUGUUUUUUUCCCUCUUUACCCACCUUCCUGAAGCACUGAAUCACCCUUCCAGCUCUAGAAUCCUUCUCACCAAUGAUCAUGUAGCCUUGUUUGCUUUUUGAUCUUGAGACCUCCAGUGUAUAUCUGCUGUUAACAGGUUCACUAUUGCAAUGGGAAUGGCAUUUCACACAGAGUAUAGAAGAGAUUCUGAGAGUGGAUGAAAGUUAGAGAUUAUUGACUCUGUAAUUGAAAGGGUAGCUGCAGCAGAGAGGAUCAAGUAGCUCUCCAUGAUUAUUCGAGCACACAUGCAAUGCAAAUUAUAUUUGUUGUGUGAACGAGAGUUGUCACACAUGCUCAAUCCCUUUGACGAUUCCUGGAAGAUCAAAUUAGAAUUCUAAAUGUUUUAUAACAUUUUUUACAAAAUUCUCAGCUCAGUUGCCCCUGUUAAAGGUGGCUUUAUGUCUCAAUUGUAAGUAUGUGAAAGUGUGUGUCGAUAAAUUUCUAUUAGUAACUGCCCCAGCUUGGGAUGCACAUUGAACCUGGGAAAUGUGUAAGAUUCUGGACGUGACGAGAUUAAUGCACAGAUUAGCAGAGAGGGAGGAUGUGAAUGUUUGAGAGAAAAUUAACGUAACGCAAGUCUGAUAUUAUUGGAGGAACAGAAAGUAAUGUUUGAAAAAGCACUACAAGUAAACAUUCCAUUUCAGACCUGUGCCUAGAGGUCUGAUGAUGAAAGUUGCAAAAAAUUAAAGGAAUGAAAUUGAUUGAGGAACGAACAUUGACUUGAGACAAUGGGAGAACACAUUUCUUUCCAGCAUUAUGAUGAGAAUAGGCCUCACUGGAUGGGUUAUUCUCAGAUUCACUCUUACUCUCACUGGAUAUCUGAUGUGGAGGGGCCAGUGUUGGACCAGGGUGGACAAAGUCAGACGUUGCAUGACACCAGAUUAUAGUCCAACAGGCUUAUUUGAAAUCACAAGCUUUCAGAGCGCAGUUCCUUCAGGAUUUCACCUGAUGAAGAAGCAGCAUUCCGACAUCUCAUGAUUUCAAAUAAACCUGUUGGACUAUAACCUGGUGUCAUGACUUCUGACUUUCUCACUGGAGAGGUUACUUUCAGAUUCACUGUCACUGGGUAGGUUAUUCUCGUUGUCACUGGGCAGGUUAUUCUCACUGUCACUGGGCAGAUUAUUCUCACUGUCACUGGGCAGGUUAUUCUCAUUGUCACUGGGCAGAUUAUUCUCACUGUCACUGGGCAGGUUAUUCUCACUGUCACUGGGCAGAUUAUUCUCACUGUCACUGGGCAGGUUAUUCUCACUGUCACUGGGCAGGUUAUUCUCACUGUCACUGGGCAGAUUAUUCUCACUGUCACUGGGCAGGUUAUUCUCGUUGUCACUGGGCAGGUUAUUCUCAUUGUCACUGGGCAGAUUAUUCUCGUUAUCACUGGGCAGGUUAUUCUCAUUGUCACUGGGCAGAUUAUUCUCACUGUCACUGGGCAGGUUAUUCUCAUUGUCACUGGGCAGGUUAUUCUCGUUAUCACUGGGCAGGUUAUUCUCAUUGUCACUGGGCAGAUUAUUCUCACUGUCACUGAGCAGGUUAUUCUCACUGUCACUGGCAGGUUAUUCUCACUGUCACUGGUCAGGUUAUUCUCAUUGUCACUGGGCAGGUUAUUCUCACUGUCACUGGCAGGUUAUUCUCACUGUCACUGGGCAGAUUAUUCUCAUUGUCACUGGGCAGGUUAUUCUCAGAUUCACUCUCACUAUUAUUCACUCUCAUGAUUUGUUUUUCUUGUUGCUGCACUUGCUACAGUAUGACAGCUGCUAUCUCACUAUAUUUUAUUGACUGAGUUAUUCUAGCUGAUAUUACAUUGGGGAAUUUAUUCAAAUAUACUGCACUGGAGGGGUUCUGUUGUAUGUAGACAGCACUGAGUGGGUUAUAUUCCAGUGUUGACAGCACUGGCUGGUUAUAUACAGGAUAGACUGCAUUAAAUGGGUUAUAUUCCAGUGUUGACAGCACUGGCUGGUUAUAUACAGGAUAGACUGCACUAAAUGGGUUAUAUUCCAGUGUUGACAGCACUGGCUGGUUAUAUACAGGAUAGACUGCACUAAAUGGGUUAUAUUCCAGUGUUGAUGGCACUGGAUGGGUUAUAUUCCAAGUUCAAGUAGACUUAUUAGUGACUGAUAAAUGAGAAACAACACACGUCUGAAAGUGAUUCAAACGAUGACCUGCUGUUACCCUUUUAAGUAAGAACUUAGUGAUAUAAGAUUUUAGAAUGUUAAAGUUAUUACAGGUACACAAUCCUUUAUUCGAAACACUCGGGUCCAGCUGGUUUUUGGAAUUCAGAUUUGUUCAAAUUUCAGAAUAAGUGACAGUUCAGCAGUACAAUUUUUAAAAAAUGUUACCAAACAGCAGACUCACUGUGAGUACUACGGGCUCUGAGACAGACUCGAGGCCUGCCACAUCCACCCAUGUCACAUCUGAGUGCCAUGCAUCGAGUGGGUGUGGAUUAGGUUAACUCAUUGCCUUGUUAAUAAGAAAAAAACUUCACAAAAAGCCUUUGGAUUUUGGAGCUUUUCAGAUUUCGGGAUUUCGGAUAAAGGAUUUUCUACCUGUAUAAUUAAUGGAAAUAUCAGCUCAGUUAGUAAAAACAGAAACAAUGCUUUCUUAAUCACUGGUGCUGCCGGUCUUAUUGAGUAUUUUCAGGAUGUGGAGGUGCAGGUGUUGGACUGGGGUGGACAAGGUUAGAAGUCACACAACAUCAGGUUAUAAUCCAACAGGUUUAUUUGCAAUCCCAAGCUUUCAGAGCGUUUACCUGGAGUCAGGUGAAAUGUCAUCACCUGAUGAAGGGGCAAAGCUGUAAAAGCUUGUGUUCUCCAUUAAACCUGUUGGACUGUAACCUGGUGUCAUGUGACUUCUGACCCAGCAUUUUCAGGAUUUGCUUCUUUAAUAAUGUGCUGUAAUUGGGCUGGAAUUGAAAUUCCGGUGAACUGAAUCUAUAGGUUACUAAAUGAGUCUAUAGAUUACUGAAUCUGUUACUGAAUCUAUAGGUUACUAAAUGAAUCUAUAGAUUACUGAAUCUAUUACUGAAUCUAUAGAUUACUAAAUGAAUCUAUAGAUUACUAAAUGAAUAGUAAACUGCUCACAGCAAAACAGAAGAGACGUCAAUCUGUGCAGUCCAGCAUUACCAGAGGUAUUGGGAUUUUACAUGUUUGCAAUUGGAUUGAGAGAGGAUUUUGGUGAAAGGUUUUGAGCAUUGGGCCAACAAAUAACUAUAAACUUUUUAACAUAAUUUCCUCUUUUUGCAAGGUUUGUGAAGGUUUGUAGCUCAGGUUGAGGUUUAGGGUGUAGGUUUGCUCACUGAGCUGUAGGUUUGAUAUC
Hemiscyllium ocellatum (epaulette shark) is the source of this 6045-nucleotide messenger RNA. It is a transcript of the gene slc37a1, whose product is annotated as solute carrier family 37 member 1. Gene Ontology annotation, cellular component: endoplasmic reticulum membrane. Gene Ontology annotation, biological process: phosphate ion transmembrane transport; glucose-6-phosphate transport. The record is from RefSeq and is a predicted model, not a curated record. Gene Ontology annotation, molecular function: glucose 6-phosphate:phosphate antiporter activity. The coding region runs from base 250 to 1866 and encodes 538 amino acids. The transcript has 20 exons. NCBI's taxonomy places the organism in Eukaryota, Metazoa, Chordata, Chondrichthyes, Orectolobiformes, Hemiscylliidae.